Echinococcus granulosus is the source of this 4845-nucleotide messenger RNA. RefSeq names its product Histone-lysine N-methyltransferase MLL3. The record is from RefSeq and is a predicted model, not a curated record. Bases 1 to 4845 code for a protein of 1614 amino acids. Gene Ontology annotation, molecular function: protein binding. The transcript is spliced from 2 exons. NCBI's taxonomy places the organism in Eukaryota, Metazoa, Platyhelminthes, Cestoda, Cyclophyllidea, Taeniidae. Gene Ontology annotation, cellular component: nucleus.
AUGAGGCCAAGUAGUGGUAAGGAUGAACACUUAUUUUCUAAAGCACAGAAGCGCUCUAAUCAUAACGUCGAUGGGGAUAACUACAACAACUGCUCGAUCAGGCCAACUGUUUCUUCAUGUAAACGGAAGUUAAGUUCAUCGCCUCCCGCUACGAAUGAUCGAACAAUGGAGGGGUUUUCGAAUGGCAGUCCUACGGCGCCCAAGUGUUGUGUUCAGCCAUCGCCGGCGAAGCGUGUUUGCCAAAACAGUUCUCAGCCAGAGGCACAAAUGAUUGCUGCAACGGUUUCGAGCAUUGCACCAAAUCAGGCUGCAACAAUUGCGCUCGUGAAUAAUGUUCAGUCUGUACAAGCCUCUGGAGAUGCUGUCUCUGCUUUAGCAGCCGAACUAGUACCACCCCAACCUCCUGUGGCAUCAGAUUUCGAUCGUUCGAAUUCGGGUAAACUGGAGCAAGUAAUUGAGCAUGUGCUUGAACUGGCCCGGAGCGAUGAACCACAUGAGGACGUUUUUGUUCUACCCGUUCGGACUCGGGAAUUCAUUCCAAUGCCCUCACCAAUAAACCAAGGAAGUACUCCCAGUUCCAGUCUUAACACAUCGCCCCCCGGCUCCCCUUCCAGUUCACCCCGUCUUAUUUCUCCCGCAUUUUCAAAUUCCACUGUUUCCUCCAACCCAAUGGUCAUCACAGCUCAUACAUUUCCCAGGUGUACACCAGUAGAUCAAGUUCCAUCCGGGAUUCCACUACAUCAAUGCUCCGCACCCACUGCGCCACCUGCUGCACUUACUGACUUACAACGAGAGAAGUUGCGUUUGCAAGCUGUACGCGAGUCUAAUGUGCAGGUGUCCGGGACGAACGCGCCGCCUACAGUUACAAUGUUGAUGAAAACUACUGCGACUGCAGAUUCCCUUGAAACGUCUUUCAUGCAGUCCAAGGGAAUAACCCAGAGUGGUUACUUUGAUUCUUCAGGUGCGAAUAUUCAAUCACAGGGGUGCGUUCCACGACAGAUUCUCUCAAAGGUGUCCAUGGCCGUCGCGGAGACAAAAAUACUCCCAGUCCAGCAGCCGGAAAUGCAGAAGCAGCAAAUAAAUCAGCAAAAUCAAAAUCUCCAGCCAAGACUGUUUGCGUACAUCCCUCAACGCCAAAUUUAUGACUCGGCAAACUCAGUUUUUACCGUUCCCACCAGUGUUCAACCCAGACCGAACAUAUCACCUCAACUCGCUGUGAAAAAGGAUUCCACUGUAGAAUUCACAAAUCAAAUCAACUUUCCUCCCCAUGGAACCGCAACUUCCAACGGUGUUACUCAAGUGGUCCCCUCUGUUAAGCAGCCUGGUUUAACUCCCGUUCAUACAAUGCAGUACUCGGACUCGUCUCCCAAAUCUGCUCUUGGAACAGUUCCAGCGAGGAAGCGCCCCCCUUCGUCUUCGAAGAGAAAAAAGUCGGCACCGGGUCACCAAAAUAUACCCCAGGGAACUAAGGUGUCGAUUCCUGCCGGUCCCAUGACCUUUGUUCGGAAUCCUCUUGUAGCUCCUCAAGGUAUGGAGUUUGCGCAGCAAGUGCAGCCACCCCUACGGCAACCGACAGCAUCGCAGGAAGCCAUGAAUAAGCUGGUUUAUUUCGACUCAAAGAAGUUUUUGUCCGAUCCAACUUUGGAGGCAUUUGCGUCUGCUCUUCCUCCAAUGGGCAGUCCCACAUGCUCCACGCUGCCACUAGGUGAUGAAUCCUGGCUUACUAAUUGCGGAAUAAAGUACAGAUGCAGUGGCCUCGCUCUGAAGGCCGUCUGCCCUUCUGACAUUGGUGACACUCCGGCGGAAUUGAGUGAUCUUUAUCUCUACCAAUUUCUGCCACAGGCUCUAACUCAUCCAACAGUACAGCGCGCUACUCACAUUGCAAAAACACCCGAAAUCCCAUCUCGCAUUUGUGUGUCUCCCGAACCAGUGACUCUGGAUAAUCGAAUGAGGUCUUUUUGGACGACACUGCGACACAGUGAUUCCCCAGGUGCAACAGACACUGGUUCUGUUGUUGAUAGUAAUGAUUCGUGUUCAAUUUUGUUGAUGCUGAAGACGCCUUGUUCACCAUGCGAGGGCCCGACAGAAAGUAGAACUCCUCCUCUUCAACUUUAUCAUAUUCCCAACACCUGUUUGCUUAAAGCCACACAGCCAUCUCAUCGGAGUUCCAAUGCCACUGACGCUUCCUCGAUUGAUAGUGAAAUUGGCGAAUCGGUCGGAAGUAGUCACGAGAAGCUGUCUUCACUAAGUCAUGAAGUCAAACCCGAUUCUCGCAUAGUUUUUGGUGUCAGUUCCUCUCACUUCGAAGAUGUUCCGAGGCUUCUUCAGUAUUUGUGUGACCAGGUUGGGAUCAGCCAAAGUUACGUUACGUACAGUAAGGGUGAGAUCAGCAUCCAAAAUCCAGAAGGCACCUCACAUUCCGAGGACCGAUUGCGCGAGUUUGGGAAUCAAUUGAAAAUAUACUUUUCACAUGUAUCUGUUCGAGUUGAGCCGCUGGCGUCAAUUGGUGCCAAAGCCGAAGAAAGUAGCGAUAUUUCAAGUCAGAUUAAGUUUUUUGCUGAGCUGCAGAAGGAGAAGGCUGACGAUUUUAUGCAAACUUCGAUGGCUUCUAAGCACAGGGAGGAGGUGCUUAGCGUCGCCUCCAUUGCAUCUUCGAAAAGGCUGACCGGUGAGAGAUGCCGAAUUUGUCACUCCCUUGUACCCCGAGACUCCGGGCUGAGGCGGAAGUUGGAUGAAUUAGUCCCUAUACCUCCUGUCUUGACAGUAGAUCAUGGAUACCACGCUUCCGACUGUUUUGUUUUUUGUAGCGAGAUGUGUCUGAACAAAUUUGUCGACUUUAUUUCUUCUCACUCUCUCUCUGCUCACAUUACGCAAGUCAAUAGCAAUGCUCUCGAACAGGCGGUUUCGGUGACCGAGUCUCGCCAACACCCCCAGCAACUCGUUUUUGGCAGCGUGCCAGGUUCCAUUCCCGUCCUUCUUCAGCAUCUGCCGCACAAGAGCCUUAAGUCUCAGGCUGGUGGGCGCAGGAGUUCCUCACUUUCCAUGGGUAAGCGAAAAGUUUCUCCCAAGCAGAAGCGAUGGCGUGAUGUGCGUUGGCGCAUAUACAAAUCCGACGUAUAUCAUGCGCGAAAGUUUGCCAAUGUAUCACACACGCUCAUUGAAGGCGAGUCGCAAACCCCCCGGCUCCUAUGCACGGUCAUUCGUGAUCCUGAGGUUCCUGAUACACGUUCGUGCAUUCUCUGCGGUGCCAAGGGAGAUGGCAGUGUUUCUACGACGGAACGUCUUCUUUGCCUCGGUCCUGAUCGGUGGGUGCACCUAAACUGUGCACUUUGGUGUUACGACAUUUAUGAAUCGGUGAGUGGUUCUUUGCACAGGGUGGAUGAAAGCAUCGAACGCGCAUUGAAGACUAGCUGUUCACACUGCGGGAAAUUGGGUGCCGGCCUUCCUUGCUACAAUCCAAGAUGCUCUCUUGUCUACCAUGUUCCUUGCGCCAUCAGCGUCGGAUGCAUGUUCUUCACUGAUCGUGGAAUGUAUUGUACGAGUCAUCAACCGCGCGACUCCCAUCCAAUGCAGCUAACUUCACUGGUAGUAAAUAGAAAGGUCUACGUUACCCGGGACGAGAGUUCACAAGUGGCCGAUGUUGUUCGGGAUGAUACCCGUGCCUACCGAAUUAGGAUUGGAAGCCUCAUUCUGAACAGUGUGGGGCAACUUCUGCCUCGCCAAAUCGAAAGUCGUCACUUCCAUACACAGAAGUACAUUUACCCUGUGCACUAUUCAUCUACUCGAAUUUACUGGUCUAUGCGACGUCCUGGUCAGCGUGCAUUGUAUCAUUGUAAGAUCAAAGAGCAAGAAGGUCGGCCACUCUUUCAGGUCACAGCUGUUGAUAAGGGCCUUCCAGAUGUCGUACUUCAAAAUGUUAGUUGCAAUGACUUGUGGAAGGGAAUUGCAACAAAGAUCCAGCAGCUCCGAAGAGAGAAUGGUUUGAUACAGAACUUCCCUGACUUAAUUUGCGGUGAAGAUAUGUUUGGUCUAUCUGAGCCGCAUAUUGUUCGGGCUAUCGAAUCUCUGCCUGGAGUUGACAAUCUCGUUGACUAUGCCUUUCAUUUCGGUCGCUUGCAGCUCAUUAAAGGUAUGCCACUGGCCGUCAACCCUUCCGGUUGCGCGCGUUCUGAACCAAGCUUUCUCACUUCUCUUCGACGUAGGAGGGCUUGUGCAGGCUCUCAUGAGAAGUCUCCCAUGAAAUCAGUUUGUUGCCAAUUUAGAAAUCUCGGACGUCAAUCAUCCGGGAUUUUUCCUAUUACCAACUUGCCUUCCGCUUCUGAGCCAUGGAGCCGCAUUUCCAUAGAUCUGACAAUGCCGAAGAAUUCCACACUUGUGAGCUGGUCACAUCAGUACCGACGCUUGAGGAGUGAAUUUCAUAAUAACGUCUCCUUUGGUAGAUCGCGCAUUCAGGGUUUCGGGUUGUUUGCGGCCCAAGAUUUGGAGCCAAACACAAUUGUUAUUGAGUACAUCGGAGAGCUCAUUCGACUGGAGUUGGCUAACAAACGAGAAAAGGAGUAUGAGGCGCGCAAUCGAGGGAUUUACAUGUUCCGACUGGAGGACAACAUGGUCAUCGAUGCCACUAUGUGUGGGGGAUUAGCGCGCUACAUAAAUCACUCGUGCCAGCCCAAUUGUUUUACCAAGUAUGUUAACUUUGACAACGAGGGACAUAUUGUGAUUAUUACCAAGAGAAAGAUAGAGAAGGGUGAAGAAUUGACCUACGACUAUCAGUUUGACUUUGAAGAUCGGACAAGCAAGAUACCUUGUCUCUGUGGUGCAGUCGGUUGUCGAAAAUGGAUGAACUGA